Messenger RNA from Periophthalmus magnuspinnatus, 3555 nucleotides. It is a transcript of the gene prtgb, whose product is annotated as protogenin homolog b (Gallus gallus). The transcript has 19 exons. Gene Ontology annotation, molecular function: protein binding. Lineage: Eukaryota; Metazoa; Chordata; Actinopteri; Gobiiformes; Gobiidae. The record is from RefSeq and is a predicted model, not a curated record. Bases 1 to 3555 code for a protein of 1184 amino acids. Gene Ontology annotation, biological process: axon guidance; cell-cell adhesion. Gene Ontology annotation, cellular component: plasma membrane; axon.
AUGGCGAAAUUUAAAAUGAAACUUUGUCAGCGAUGGCUUCUUUUUGUUUUGUUUAUAGCUCUACCAGGGGUUUUAAGCUUUAGCGAGUUGUCCUUCAUCACAGAGCCCAGUGAUGUGAUAGUCUUACCAAAGGAUCCUGCUGUCCUUGACUGUCAGGCUCAUGGGCAGCCUCCAGUCUCCAUCAAGUGGCUUAAGAACGGAGUCCGCCUGACAGAAAGUGAGCACAUACAAUUUCUGCCCAACGGCUCCUUGUUCAUACCAAAGAUAAAACACACCACGGAGGAAUCGGAUGAAGGAUUCUACCAGUGCCUCUCCCAAAACAAAUUCGGAGCUAUCCUAAGCCAAAGAUCUCGUCUGACUAUCGCAACUAUUUCUGAGUUUCUCACUCAUCCAGUGCCUAUGGUGGUGACCGAGGGCUCAGUGGCACGGUUUUCCUGUGCAGUGGCCUCCAACCCUCCAGCCACCAUCACCUGGGAGCUCAACCAAAGCACACUACCACUAUCAACAAACAGAAUUACUGUUUUGCCAAAUGGAGUACUCCAAAUCCACAAUGUACAGCUAGAGGAUGCUGGACAAUAUCGGUGUGUCGCAGCUAACAUCGGUACCCGUCUAAGCAGCAAAGAAGCAACUCUCACAGUCAAUCAAGUAACAGGCCCUGUACCCCGCCAAAGACCCAGGAUCAUUGCUGGACCACAGAACAUCACAGUGUCUCUCCAUCAGACUGUGGUUUUGGAGUGUGUGGCCACUGGGAAUCCUUGGCCUAUCAUCUCCUGGAGCCGCGCUGACAGUAAACCCAUUGACGUGUACAAUGCCAAAGUCCUGGGAAAUGGAAACCUGGUUAUCACCGAUGUUAAUGUCAAACACAACGGGGUCUACCUCUGUAGGGCCACGACGCCAGGGACGCGGAACUAUACCAUUGCUGCUGCUAAUCUCACUGUCCUUGUGCCCCCAUCCAUUGUGGAAAAACCCGAAAGCCAAACCCGUCCAAGAGCAGGGACAGCGAGGUUCAUGUGCCAGGCUGAAGGAGAGCCCCCGCCCCGAAUAAGUUGGCUCAAGAAUGGAGAAGAGGUCCAUUUGAACGGCAGAAUUAAGCUGUACAACAGUAAACUGGUGAUAACUCAGAUCAUCCCAGAAGACGAUGCCAUCUACCAGUGUGUGGCAGAGAGUGAACAGGGCUCUGUGCUGUCCUUGGCUAGACUCAUUGUUGUCAUGUCUGAGGACAGGCCCAGUGCACCUAGAAACAUCCACGCGGAAACCAUCUCCAGUUCAGCCAUCUUACUGGCCUGGGAGAGACCUCUUUACAAUGCAGACAAAGUCAUUGCUUAUUCCAUCCAUUAUAUGAAAGCUGAAGGUCUUAACAAUGAAGAAUACCAAGUUGUUAUUGGAAAUGACACAACAAGUUACAUCAUCGAUGACCUGGAACCAGCACGAAACUACAGCUUUUACAUCGUGGCCUAUAUGCCAAUGGGAGCUAGUCGUAUGUCUGACCAAGUCAGUCAACAUACUCUGGAAGAUGUACCGCUUCGGACACCUGAGCUAACCCUGACCAGCCACAGCUCCACAGACAUCCAGGUGAAGUGGAAUCCGCUUCCUGCCAAACUGAGCCGUGGUCGGGUGUCUGCCUAUCGCCUCUCCUAUCGUACUGCAGCGGAUGCCUCAGUCACCUCAGUGGAGUUGCCCCAAAACACCACAGAGUACCUCCUGGAGGAUCUGCAGCCGGACAGCAUCUACCUGCUGCGGAUGGCUGCUUCGACUCGGGCUGGGUGGUGUGAGCCCUCAGCCUGGACCUCCCAUCGCACUCCCAGAACCACCAGCAGCAAAGUACCUUCAGCCCCUAUCCUGCAGUUGGAGCCCCUCAACUGUACCUCAGUAGUGGCCCGUUGGCAGCCCUCCUCAGACUCUGUACCUGUCCUGGGGUAUAGGCUGGUUUACCACGAGGAAGACCAACCAGAGCAGCCCACCAUCCAACUGCAAGCUCUCAACUACACUUUUACCAUCACUGGCCUUGAUCCAAGGAGAAAAUACCAUGUGAAGAUCCUCGCUAUAGGUCAAGCGGGAGAAGGUUAUCAGACUGACCAAACUGUAACUACACCUGGAUGUCUGUCCACCAGAGACCAGCUCGCAGCCACCCCUCCUGCUCCAAACAACUUGAUAGUUCUGGCUAAUAACUCCACCUCUGUGUCCCUGCGGUGGAGUCGCCCUGCCUACACCUCAGGGAAAGCUGUGAGCUACACGGUCCGCUGUACUCCUGUGGGCACACACAAUGCCUCUGCCAUCAGAUACCUGCAGACUACCAAGCAGACUGUAGUGAUUCUGAAGCUCCAUCCAAAUACCCGUUAUGAGUUUGUAGUGCGUCUUCAUGUUGACCAGAUGUCCAGUCCAUGGAGCUCUGUUGUUUACCACCAAACUUUGCCGUCAGUGCCAAACCACCCACCUGCAGCCGUCCGGGUUACUUUGAUUGAAGAUGACACUGCGUUGGUGUCUUGGAGAGAGCCUCCUGAACCUAAUAUUGUGGUCACACACUACACCAUUAUGUACGCCUCGCAGAAAUCAUGGUUGGCUGGAAACUGGCAAAUUGUGCAAAGAGAGGGAAGUCAUACAAUGGCUCUGUUAGAACAACUGGACCCCGGGAGCAUUUACCUGGUGAAGAUCUCUGCGUCGAACCAGGUUGGGGACGGACCAUUCUCAAACCCGGUGGAGCUGGCUCUAAAGAGAGGAAGUGCACAUCGCACAAAGAACCCGAGGCACUCAGAUAGCUUCCCAGACACCACAGUGUAUUCUGAUGGCCUCUACCACAUUGACCAGAAGUCCAUGACAGGGAUCAUUGUUGGAGUGAGCAUUGCUUUGGCUUGUAUCAUUAUGUGUGCCCUCAUUCUCAUCAGCAAAGGCAGACCAAGAAAAACGUCUGGCCACAAAGUGAUUGCUGUUGGGAACCCUGAUAUAUUAAGACCUGGUAUAUCUCUCCCUAAUGAGCGUCAUGUGGAAAAUGUGGAAGCCUUGAUUCCAAUGAUGCGGGACCAUUUUAUUGAUGCCAAGGGUGGAUCCACUAUAAUUAUAAAUAGUGGUGGCCCAGUCAACGACAAGAACCAAAGCAAGAAAUGGCUACUCUUCAGCAAAGAGAGAAACAGCGCCACUGAGAACGAUGUUGAAAGCAGAGCCUGUUUGUAUGAAGCUGGUAAAACCGUCCUCACAUAUGAAGACCGUUUGGGGGCAGCUCCGCUCCCACCCUCCUCCAGAGAGAUCAUCUAUGGCCCACUCCACUCAGAGAGCUCUCACUCCAGCGAAGGCAGCCAGGAAACAGGAGACUCCGGACAUUACUCCAACGAAGUCAGCAGCGAAGAGAUGAGCAACCCCUCUACCUCCGAAACCUCCAGACCCGCAUCAUUUGGCCCAGAAGACGAAGUCCCUACUGUCUCCAAACUAAAGCAGUCGUUUGAAGUAGAAAACCAGGAGAUGCGAGGACACCACAAACAUCACUCCACCUCUAAUGCCCCUCACUGCAACACAGAGGCCUCCCAUCCCGAUCAGCACUUGUCCCAAGCUGUCGACUCCUGA